Molecule: messenger RNA, 609 nt
Organism: Dissoconium aciculare CBS 342.82
Lineage: Eukaryota; Fungi; Ascomycota; Dothideomycetes; Mycosphaerellales; Dissoconiaceae
Product: ribosomal protein L13
Exons: 3
Coding region: 1-609 (202 amino acids)
Biological process (GO): negative regulation of translation; translation
Cellular component (GO): cytosolic large ribosomal subunit; ribosome
Molecular function (GO): structural constituent of ribosome; mRNA binding
Source: RefSeq, a predicted model, not a curated record
AUGUCGACCUUCGAGCCAGUGAUCGUCAUUGACGGCAAGGGCCAUCUUCUUGGUCGUUUGGCCUCAACCGUGGCCAAACAACUCCUCAGUGGCCAGAAAAUCGUCGUCGUUCGCUGCGAGCAAAUCAACAUCUCAGGCGAAUUCUUCCGCUCGAAGCUGAAGUACCAGGCCUUCCUCCGCAAACAGACUCGAUUCAACCCCAAGCGUGGUGGACCAUGGCACUUCCGUUCACCCGCCAUGAUGUUCUGGCGCACUGUCCGCGGUAUGAUGCCUCACAAGACCGAGCGUGGAGCCAAGGCUCUUGAGCGCCUGAAGACCUUCGAGGGUGUCCCACCGCCAUACGACAAGAAGAAGCGUGUUGUCGUCCCACAAGCCCUCCGUGUUCUGCGAUUGAAGCCCGGCCGCAAGUAUUGCACAGUUGGCCGUCUUGGCUACGAGUUCGGCUGGAAAUACCAGGAUGUUGUCGCACGCCUCGAGGAGCGGAGGAAGGUCAAGGGCUUGGCAUACUAUGAGAAGAAGAAGGCCGCACAGAAGAGCCUCGCGGAGGCCAAGUCAAAGGCUGCCAUCCCGGAGAAGGUCAAGCAGCAGCUGGAGCAAUAUGGUUACUAG